GCAGCAGCUCUGGUCGUCGACAGAAUGACUGUCUGUCAGCUUCGGGGUCUCCUCCGCAGCCAGAGAUUGUCGCUGGCAUGUCUUCGCGAUAUGCAUUUUCUCGGUAGAUUCCGCUGGCGUCACGCGGACUCAGGGUUGAGUACAACUUUCGCGGCUAGUAAGCUAGUGAAAACGCCAUGGCUGCAAAUGUGUCCAGAUCGUCAAAUUUAUUGGGUCUGAGUAAGACUGCACAACCUACUUUUUCCGCCAUUGAAAGCGAGAUGUUACGCUCAGCGAAUAAUGGGAUAACGACCUCUGUAAUCAUCAGUUCAGUGGUAACCACCACGACAGCAUCGCGACGUUCCGCUGGUAACCGCAUAUCGAAGCAUGUGUCGCAGAGAGUGGUCGUUUCAGGGUUUCGCUGUCAGGGUUCAGGAAGACUCUUCCUGAACGCAGAGGGGCCCUUUCUGAGCACAGGAAGCCCGGCCGGGUUGAUCGGCGGGGCCACUGGCACUGUUCGGAUCAGAUCCGCGUGGCCGUCGAAUGCCACUGGCAGUGCCGGAUCCGAACUUUCUCGAGCGUUGUCUGCCGACGGCGGAGUGGCUUUCGUUUCAAGCACAUGUGAGCGAAAACGGCUUUCGGCGCGAUCAGCAGCAGCAUGCAGUCUCGAUGGUUUGAGACAUAGGAUCGCUUACCGGAGGCUAAGACGAGCUCCGGUUGCUGCCAGCAGCGCGAUCGGGAGAGAGGCGGGUCUAGUCGACGAAGCAGCGAGGGAAGUUGACAGGGACGCUGUUUUUGAGGCGCCUCGAAAGGAGAGGAGAGUUGAUGGGGAAGAAGAAGGCGGGGGGUUGGCGGGAGCACGAGAAGGGGAGCCAAGCGAAGGGGAGUCUCUGAAUCGUGGGGAUCGACGAGAGGUGACUUUUGCGUCGACUCAAAAGUCGCCUCGAGAAAAGGGGAGAGGUGACGAGGGAGAAGAAGGCGGGGAAUCGGCGGAAGCACGAGAAGGGAAGCCAGCUGAAGGGGAGUCUCGGAAUCUUGAGGAUCGACGAGAGGGACCUGGCGGGGAUUUGCCGGCAGUGGCGACAUUCGCCAAGGGAGUUCGCGAGUUUGUUACCAGCAACUUUCUUCUCGUUGCCAUCAGCACGGGAAUCGCACUGGCUGUGCUGUUUCCCGCUCCUGGCAUCUACGCCCAGUCCAAGAUAGGGCUCGCUCGCUACUGCACGUUCGGCAUCUUCUUGGUCUCAGGCAUCGCGUUGGACCUAGAGCAGCUUCGCCAAGUGCCCAGCUCGUGGCCUGCCUUCCUCUAUGGCUCGCUGUCCACGCUCGUCAUCACUCCCCUCAUGGCUCUCCUCGUGCUGCGCCUGCCCCUGCUGCCACGGGAAUUGCCCACAGGCCUCGCUCUCUUCUGCUGCAUGCCCGCAUCCAUCACAGCAGGCAUAUCUCUCGCAAGGGCAGCAGGGGCCAAUGCAGCGCUGGCUCUCGGCUUAACUGUCGUCACCAACACUGUUGGGAUACUCACUAUGCCUCUGCUACUCUCCCGGCUCGUCCCAGCCAGUGGGGGCGUGUCACUACCAGCGGGGCCUUUGUUACGGGCACUGGUUACCACUCUACUCGUUCCACUGUUCAUCGGCAUGGCGGUCAGGAAGGCAAUGCCAGCUCUUGCCACGUGGGCUGAUCAUCACAAGCAGCAGCUCUCGAUGGCAAACAACGCCAUGCUCGCAUUUGUACCGUGGAUGCAGGUCAGCUCUUCCCGGGCAGCAAUUCUUGGCCUCAACAUGACUCAACUGCUGCCCAUCGCCGCCACUGGCAUAGCCGUCCAUCUGUCCUUCCUGACACUCAACGUCGGUGCGAUGGCAGCUUUAAGAAGAAUCACGCCCCCUCUGCUCCCUCAAGAGGCCAAUGCUGUGGAUAGAGCCGUCAUCAUCCUCUCCAGCCAGAAAACACUUCCGGUGGCAGCAGCAGUGGUUGGGAAGAUUGGAACACUUUUGGGCGAACCUGGAUUGGUGCUGCUACCGUGCAUCCUCACACACUUUAUCCAAAUAUUUUCUGACUCCCUCCUGGUCAACAAAUGGCUGAGUGACGAUAGGGAACGUGACAUCAGUGAUUGCAAGACUACCUGAAGACAGAUAGUUUCGUGCUAUUUAUAGGGCAUGAUCAGCACUGCUCUCGCCCCUUAUGCAUCCUUAUACCUACAGUAGUAGUAAUCAU
Closterium sp. NIES-67 is the source of this 2187-nucleotide messenger RNA. NCBI's taxonomy places the organism in Eukaryota, Viridiplantae, Streptophyta, Zygnematophyceae, Desmidiales, Closteriaceae. The record is from the annotation of a GenBank genome assembly.